This is a messenger RNA of Lathyrus oleraceus (garden pea), 1910 nucleotides long. RefSeq lists its product as uncharacterized. NCBI's taxonomy places the organism in Eukaryota, Viridiplantae, Streptophyta, Magnoliopsida, Fabales, Fabaceae. The transcript is spliced from 2 exons. The record is from RefSeq and is a predicted model, not a curated record. The coding region runs from base 1071 to 1688 and encodes 205 amino acids.
ACCUCUGCUUUUCUCUUUUAAAAAAUAUGAACAAUCAUUUUAAGACAUUUCAUAUCACAAAAGGAAACAAAGGAUAAAGUGAUCUUGACUAGAGUGACGAUUUACAACACCAUAAGACAUACUUGAAGAGCAUUGGAAGCCAUUGGAGGUCAACUCUUCAAGGGAAUUCUUAUGCAAACCUCUUAUUAAUAUUUGAUAUUGCAAUUUCAAUUAUGAGUAGUUAAUUCUCUCUGGAUUAGGUUGCGUUUUGAUGGACUUGUUUCAAUAUUGUUGGGCAAUAUAUUGAUUUAAGUUUGCAUGAAUUCUUUGAUCUAUAAUUCUAUUCAAUUAUUUCUUGUUCGGAAUGCUUUUUAUGUGAGAUACUCUUUUAAUCUGAUUUUGGGCACAUAGAUAAUACUGACCAUUAGUCUAUAUGUUGGACCUAGGACAAUUGUUAUACUUACGUUGGUUGAAUAGGAAUAGGAGACCCCGAGUAGUGGCUAGUGAAUUAACACUUUAUUGCAUUGUCUAAUCCUGCUUACGCUAGUGUACCAGGGAUAGGAAACUCCGAGUAGUGAUUAGUGAGAUAUAUCGUAAGGGAUUAGUUAUAUCAGUUUUUUUAAUUCUCCAUGGAAUUAUAGUGAUAAGAUUAUUCAUGUAAGACAUCAAACAUCAAUAAUAGAGAAAUAAGGGAUUGUAUCACAGUCUGGCUACUUUUGUCUUAUUGUCAGAACAACUUAUUUUCUUUUCGCAUUUGAAACUUGAACCCCCUUCCCCAAUUUAGUAUUUUCUACGUAUUGCAUAAUUUUGUCUUGUUAAAUGGAAGUCCUUGUGGAUUCGAUCUUUUUUAUUACUGCGACAUUAUCGGUACACUUGCCGAGAAGUCAUCAAGUUUUUGGCGUCGUUGCCGAGGACUGUUGAUAAUUUCAACAAGGAUGAGCUUAUGCAACAUUUAGUUUUUUUGCAAUUGUAAAUAUUUUAUUUUUGUUUCUUCUUAAUUUUAUUUUCUAUUUCUUUCUCUUUUAAGUUUUAAUUUUUUUAUUUUUUUUAUCUAGUUCAGUGUUAAUAAGGUAUUCUUCUUUUUGUUUUGUAUGCGAGUCAAGACAGUCAUGCAAGAUGACAUCUAUGCUACCUUGGCAAAGUUUGAAGCUUAUUCAAAGGAACUUGCAACAAAAACUCUAAUUCAACAAAAUGCUCGAAAUUAUUCAGAGCCAGAACCUUACAUUUAUACUAAUUAUUCAUUGAAAGAGGAUUCAUCAUAUCAACUUGAAGAGACCCUGAUUGAGUGCAUAAAGAUGACUCAACUCAAUUUCGAGAAACUCAAUAGACAUCAAGAGACUGUGCUAAGUAACAUGGAAACAUCCUUCGAGAAUUUAGAGAUACAACUUGGUCAAAUAUCCAUCCAAUUAGCAUUAAAACUGAGAUCUAGUGGGAAUUUCUAUGAAAAUAUAUUAGAUAGUCCUAGGGAUGCAGAAUUUGAAAGAGCAGUCAAACAAGAAUGUGAGGUAUUCGAUGAAGGAGGAGUAGAAGAAACCUUCACUCAGUUCAUAAAGAUUACUCAAAUCAAUUUCCGAAAAAUCAACAGGAAGAAAGAAACCUUGCAGAGGGACAUGGAAGCAUCCUUCGAGAACUUAGGAAAUGGGUCCAAAGAGAAGCAACUCUUCUCGAGCAUCAUCAUCAAUCAGACGAGGGUAGAGUGGACCAAAUAGAACCAAGACUUCAACAACACCAUGAAAGGCGUGCAACACUUUUCCACUCCAAUGACAUGUUAAUUUGGAGUUUUCUGAAUAUGUAUUAAUUUCUGCAAUUCUCUUUUACGUCCAACAAGUCAAUCUCCCAAGUAAAUCUAGAGUGUUAGCUACAAUACUUGGUUCUCCUUUGUACCAAUAAAUUUAUAUUAGUUUUUAAUAAACAAGUUUCUUGCUGUUGUU